This is a messenger RNA of Arvicanthis niloticus (Nile rat), 1071 nucleotides long. The record is from RefSeq and is a predicted model, not a curated record. Lineage: Eukaryota; Metazoa; Chordata; Mammalia; Rodentia; Muridae.
AUGAGGAACCCUCUUGAGCUGUUGGUGAAGGAAGCCAAGAGACUCCCUGGGCAAUACAGAUCAUUGCUGUUGCCUUUAGUUGCCUCCAAGAAGUUGAAGCUGUCUACUUGGGCUCAAGGCCUGCUCAACAGGAAGGAAACAGUGCCUGGUGCUGUCAACUCAGUUAACCAGAUGUGGCUCGUGAGGCCGUGGGUCCUGGAGGAGAACAUCCUACUGCUACUCUCCCAGACCAGUAAAAUUCCCAAGCACCUUCCAAACACUUACCCUACCCACAGCAAGUGUAACUCUCACCCUCAUCAGACAUUUCUUUCUACAGCAGAUGGAGACCAUGACAGAAAGCCACAGGUGCUCACAGUGCAGAGGACAAUAAUAUAUGCUUGCUACGAGAGAGAAGGAACUAAAAGUGCUACCUUAAGAGUUACCAGGCUGUGGGGGUCUGUGGCCAGAGAAGAGGGCCUUGACCGCUGCACGAGCCUGGAGAGCUCGGACUGCGAGUCUCUGGACAGCAGCAACAGUGGCUUCGGGCCGGAGGAAGACUCCUCAUACCUGGAUGGGGUGUCCUUGCCCGACUUUGAGCUGCUCAGUGACCCCGAGGAUGAGCACCUGUGUGCCAACCUGAUGCAGCUGCUACAGGAGAGCCUGUCUCAGGCGCGAUUGGGCUCGCGGCGCCCUGAGCGCCUGCUGAUGCCAAGCCAGCUGGUGAGCCAGGUGGGCAAGGAACUCCUGCGCCUGGCAUACAGCGAGCCGUGCGGCCUGCGGGGGGCACUGCUGGACGUCUGUGUGGAGCAAGGCAAGAGCUGCCAUAGCGUAGCUCAGCUGGCCCUCGACCCCAGCCUAGUGCCCACCUUUCAGUUGACCCUGGUGCUGCGUCUGGACUCUCGCCUCUGGCCCAAGAUCCAGGGCCUGUUAAGUUCUGCCAACUCUUCCUUGGUCCCUGGUUACAGCCAGUCCCUGACGCUGAGCACUGGCUUCAGAGUCAUCAAGAAGAAACUCUACAGCUCCGAGCAGCUGCUCAUUGAAGAGUGUUGAACGACGUCCUGGGGGGGGGGGGGCAGUGCGCCCCGCCACCCC